GAGCUGAUCUCGAGCAAGCUACAUCAUGUAAUCACCAUUACCUUCACAUCUUCAGCUCUCCUAGUGUAUUCAUGCACACUCGGGUAGUCAACGUGAGGCAGCAUACGAACUUUACCAGUGAAAUACUCAGUAGGGCUAUACCAUGAACCAAUAGGGGACAAGUUUGACUUCCCCUUCACGCUUCCAAUUGGAUUUGAAUCGUUUUAAUUUUAAAGCGUCGGGCCGUGGCGCCUGGCUGCAUACGUUCUAGAGAACUUUGUGUUUGUCAGGAGAGAACUCUACGCCUGAUAUGAACUUAGCAGUUGUUGGAGGGCAAACUUUCGGGGCACGUAGGACUCUAUUUACCGAAUGAUGUCUGUUGCUGAUCCCUGGGAGGGAUUUGGAAUCUGAUCAAAUGCAUUCUACCGCUGUUCAAUUUUGACUGACUCACUUUCACUGAUAGAACACUUUUAAGCAUACGACCAUGGUUUAAACUGUCAUCAUCAGUGCGAGUUGUUUAGACUGCAACCAACCGUCUAUUACUACAAGCUUGCUCUCUUUAACAUUAAGUGAACCUUUCUCAUGCAGUAGACCUUCAACAUAAUCUUCGUUUCACUCGCUCAAUGCGCUUGAUUGCCCGUAAUAAAACGCAUAAAAGGUUACCAAUUAAGGUGGCCAGAAGCACUGCACUGCAAGGUACAAAAACCGCCUCCAGCCUUCCUUCUCUCUCUCUCUCUCUCUCUCUCUACAGUGGGUGGAUUUAAAAGUACGUCUCUCAUUCCGAUUUGUUAAAAUUACAUUUUCGCUUAUCGAACAUGCUUGCACAUAAUGAAGCUCCUUCAAUGACUUGAAUCUACGCAGCGAGCAUCUCCAAAUCCUGCUUGAUUGGUGCCAUAUAACCAGAUUUGCUCUAUUGAGGUCGUCUAAUGAGCAUACUAUGUACACUUCUAUAUGCGAUGAUAGCUGGAAGGGGAAAGAAACUGACGUGGGUGAUAAGAGCACGCCUCAUGCAUUUAGUAUUUGACAAGAUUGUAAAAAAGCUCACGGAAAGAAUCGAGAAUUUGUUGGAUGGCUGUGAUCUAACUACGUCAUGUGGACUGGAAUGAUCGUGUCUUAGUACACCCGGGGGUAAACAGCAAGACAAGUGUGAAUUUUCGCACUUUUUACCGAGAUUUUUCACACACUGAUGUAACAUUUUGAUGAGUCUCUUCCUUUUAAUUUUUGGAGUGACGUGCAUUGGAUAUCUCACCUGAUACAGACAAUCUGAAUUAUAAGAUCGCGUGUAACAAAACAAAAAAACUGCUACUGUUCUUUUGAGAGUUUUGGUCUGCAACUUUUUUGUUUUAAAUGGUUCAAACUGACGUUAUCAUAAAUAUUUCUCUCUUCCCGUUUACCAGAUCGACCAGCUUUUAGUUACCACCGGCUUACCAUCUGAAAGUGACAAUAAUUCAUUUUUGGACACUUUUGUGAUAUAUCUACAUGAAAAAAAUAACGAAGUAAGAAAUACCUUGAAUUUUGUUUCAGUUUUAAUUGAAUGAAAUCGGUUAUCUCAACCUAUUGACAUUGCGCUUUAGUUCUUCAUUCAAUCUAAUGAGGUAUUCUGGAGUAACUCCAUCAUUCGUGGAUAAAGAAGCGGGGGCCUACUCUUCUAUCGUUGGAUGAAACCAAGACGACGUCAAAUAUUUUAACAAGGAAGGGGGUACAUACUCUGACGCGAUAGCCAGAUUGAUCCACGUCAAUCUUUGUUCUGGAAAGCUGUCGUUGAGAUUCAGCAGAUAGAGACGCAUAUAGCUCCUCCUCACCAUCUCAUUCUAGUCACGUCAUCUCAUCAGGAGCGACAUUAAGAUCAGGAAGGUGUUGCCAGCCACGGAGUGAGUAAUCGAUGCCGAAUGGCUUUCGAAUUGAGAUCUGACAGUGAUUAAAUAUAUUUUCCCCCAGAAAAAUUGUUAUCAGAGCAAACAUGGUCGCUUUUAGCCAGACGACGCGACGGAUAUCUCGCCUCUGAUUUGGUUGAGGAGCGUCGUGAUGAGAUCAUUAGAGAUGAAAUCUUUUAAUGUGGUUUAGAGACGAUGAAACAUGCUGUCUCAGCGACUCUAACAGCAGUUCGUCAUUAGGGACUAAAUUGAUCGCAUUAUGUCAAACAUCUUUCUGACCUAAUUUGUGAUUGCUCAUUGACAACCUAUAGAAUGAUAUCCAAAUAGUGGGAUUUCAUGCGAUAUUUUUAGUUCAUUCGUAAAGACUCCAUGCCAUGAUUAUUCAUGUAAUAUUCUCUAGUCCGCAAGAAGUCAGACGCCUGGCGUUGUUUGAAAGGAAAUGAUGUUCUGAAUACUGCGUACACGUUUUUUUAGAACGCAUUCCUAAUUUUGGCGUGAUGCUAGAAAUGCUGUCAAGCUACGGAGUUGUCGUUCGGCGAUAAACUAUGAAUUAUCGAGGCGUGUGUGCUGUAACAGUGCGUUAGCAUCAUGAUGAUCAUCUAUAAAAGAGAGCUGAAUACAAAUUUUUGAAGCGAUUAAUUUUGCUGAGGAGAGUGAACUAGAUGUAUCAGAGGAUUUUGUGGUCUGCAAAUAAGACGAUGGCAGGUACAACACCCGCGUCGUAUUUCGCCGAAUACGACCCUCUUUACUCCUCUGCAUCGAUUCUAAGUAACUAUUCGGCAAAUGAUAACCUUUCUGGUCCUAAUGUCUCGCCGCAGCCUUAUCCACCGAGUGGUUACGGCUUGACUCGGAUACUUAUCUGCUCCUUUAUGGCCUUAAUAGUCAUCAUCCUCAUCGUGAUCGGUAACAUUAUGGUGUGUAUUGCAGUCUUCAAGGAGAGAUCACUCCAGGCUGUUCAGAACUGGUUCCUGGUGUCUCUGGCCGCGAGUGACCUCAUGGUGGGAAUCCUCAUCAUGCCGCUGGGUGUUGUGAAUGAAAUGCUUGGACAUUGGAUCUUUGGAAACCACGUAUGUCUUCUGUGGCUUGUCCUCGAUGUCUUAGCAUGUACAGCUUCCAUACUCAAUCUAUGCUUGAUAUCCAUUGAUCGUUAUUGUUCUAUAACAAGACCGAUAAAGCACGCUGAAUGGCGCCAGCCGUGUAGGAUCCGUUCUAUGAUAUUCAUGGUGUGGCUGUUAUCUAUUCUCAUCUCAGUUCCGCCGCUCUUUGGGUGGAGAUCAGAAAUCAAAAUGGGUGACAAUGGUUACUACAAAUGUGUUAUAAGCGAGGAUAUCGGGUAUAUUCUCUACUCAACUAUGGGCUCGUUUUAUAUUCCUGCGUUUAUCAUGGUGAUAGUGUAUUGGAAAAUUUGGUUAGCAGCAAAAAGGAGAGCGCGCUCUACUGUUCGAAAAUCGAAACGCACUAAUGGUAAAAACAUGAUAGCGUCUGAAUGUAUAUCCGUUGAUGAUCGUACAAAUUUUGAUGGAAAAACGUACGCAAUGAUACACAAAGCAGAUCCUGAUAUACAAAUGGCUACUUUGCAAGUGGACCACGAGCACAUAGCGAGGCCUAUCCCUUCGGCUUGUGGAACGAGCAGUAGUAACCCGGACGUCGACAGUACGCAUGACCGGAUACCACAUUCCCCGUCGGAAAACACGCUUCAUCCGCCGUCGAUAACGACGUCGACGUCGCUUCUCCCACCAGGGAUGAGAGCAAGCGAUACCCAUCUCAGACCUGAUACCCCUCAGAUGCAGCAUCGACCAUCUCGCAUUGAUCCACACGAGAUUGAGAAACAGAAACGACGACUGGCACAGAGCCGGGACCGAAGAGCCACUAUAGUUCUAGGAGUCAUUAUGGGUACCUUCCUCGCAUGUUGGUACCCGUUCUUCCAACUCUACGUCAUCUCUGCUCUAUGCGGUCCAUCGUGUAAAAUACCACGUUUGCUCUUCGAUUUCUUCUUCUGGAUCGGAUACUGCAACAGUGCCUUGAAUCCUAUCAUCUAUACUAUUUUUAACCGCGAUUUUAGACGAGCUUUUAAGAAGAUGCUCGGUUUUCGAAGACGUCCGAAAAAACGAUGAAAACACCAAAAUAUUGUAGAAACACGUAUGACGUAGUUUCUUUUGUAGUUCCUACACUUAGUGAGUUGCAACUCGGUAUCAGUGGUGAUAUUCUUAACAUCUUGUGUUAUGUUGCUGCAUGGUAAUGUAUCGAGGUUAUUUCUGGGAACUAGUUUCACUAACUUGUGUCGGACUCCAAUGAAUAGAUAAAGACUUUAACAUCAGUGACUGAAAUUUGGAGAUAAUAGCGAACACUAUAAAGUGACCCCGAAGGACAACAUCCUCGAUUUGUUUUCCAUUAGUGUAGCCUACUGCAGGACCACAGUCAUCGUUUCUUUCGUUCAUCAUUUUAAGAUGGACCUAUGUGCUCGGUGCUGCAACCUUUUGAGGAAGCAGCAACACUUAGAAAUGUUUUCUUGCAGCAUUUUGUAAAAUAGACUGAAGCGCUGAUUUGAAAAUCGACGAUAUCAAAUGUAUAUUAAUUUUACAUACACAUAGCUAUAUCUCUUUACGCAACACUUUUUUUAGAUUGAAGAAAGCCAAAGAAUGCUGGGUAUUGUGAUAAUGAACCCAGUAAAUACAUGUAUUCUUGUCUAGUUUAUAACUGAUUGCUACUGGAAUAUUGUGAUGAUUGAAUUUACGGAAUACGUGUAACGGUGAACCGAGAUCGACUAAUUCAUUAUUCUAUACACUCUGUAAACAGUUGGUAAAAUGUUAACCCAAUAUGCAUGUUCUCUUUUCAACCAAUAUCAUGUCAAUUUUACCCAAUUUUCUUUUAGAGUGUACGCUGUCAGUCAUGGGUCUAGGCAGUAAUUAUAUAAUCUUUUUAUAGUCGGGAGUAUCUAUUUAUAUCCUUUACCGAUCCCACUAUGCAUAUUUGCCCAAUAUUCAGGAUAUCAAGUAAUGAAGAUGCAAAAGGGGAAAACUCUACUGCUCUGAAAAUGAUGAGAGUAACAGAGCUGGUGGUUUUGUUGUGCCGUAAAACACGAAAUGUAUUUGAUACUCUUUUUCUCAAAGUAAUCAGGAUACAUAUGGUGAAAACUUUCUUGUUUGUAAAACGAUGCCACUUCUGUAGGGUUAGUUAAAAGCAUGAAUGCGUUAUUGACGAGUAGAUAUAGACUUGGGGGUGAAGUAGUUCGAGAAAAAAGAAAGCCCGCCAAAACAGCCUUUAAAAAGGAAAUCUAUCAAACCUCUCUGAACAGCAAAAUGUUCCCACUGACGAAAAAGUACAAUAUAUUUUGAUCCAAAAUUUGAGGGAUGAAGUCUUGAAUCUCGAUUCUGAUGUAUAUUGUCAUGUUUAGAAUAUUUGUCUAUAACUAUUAAUCAAAUGAUUCUACUUAUUUUUGAAGCGUUGUGUCACACUGUCACAUUCAACUUAAUCGUUUAACGUUUGUGUUUAAGUAUACUUCAUCGUUUUUUUUAAGAAAGACUUUUUAAGUGGCUAGUAAUGUACAUGUACGUCAGUGAAGAAAACAAAAUCAUUGAACUAUUAAUUCAUCGAAAAGAUGUUGAGGUUAUCAAACCCAAGAUAACAACAUUUUGAGUGGUAAAAUAAAAUUGUAGUACUUUAAAGAAAAGUAAUAAUAAAGAUACAAAAUAUUCAAAUAUGUCAUUUCUUCAUUGAAUUGAUAAGGCUGAUUUAAUCAUGAUUUAAACAAAAAUAGAUGAAAUGAGACACUUCCUCCGCUGACCUAUCAAGCCAUAGACUAGUCACUGUAGAAUUACAGAUGAACUAAAAUAUGGUUUCACCAAUCUUUACACCUCAGGAAGUCGCCGAAAAGACUGUUUGAAAUCCCUGAACGAAUCACAAAGAUGUUUAAAUACAUCUCUCAUCCAUUAUUUAAACAUAUUUGUGGCUUACACUCAGGAAAUAAGAUCGAUUGAUAA
Messenger RNA from Strongylocentrotus purpuratus (purple sea urchin), 5833 nucleotides. Its product is annotated as probable G-protein coupled receptor No18. The record is from RefSeq and is a predicted model, not a curated record. Gene Ontology annotation, cellular component: membrane. The coding region runs from base 2516 to 3967 and encodes 483 amino acids. Gene Ontology annotation, molecular function: G protein-coupled amine receptor activity. NCBI's taxonomy places the organism in Eukaryota, Metazoa, Echinodermata, Echinoidea, Camarodonta, Strongylocentrotidae. Gene Ontology annotation, biological process: adenylate cyclase-activating adrenergic receptor signaling pathway. The transcript has a single exon.